Tetranychus urticae (two-spotted spider mite) is the source of this 1824-nucleotide messenger RNA. Its product is annotated as hypoxanthine-guanine phosphoribosyltransferase. Gene Ontology annotation, molecular function: magnesium ion binding; hypoxanthine phosphoribosyltransferase activity. The record is from RefSeq and is a predicted model, not a curated record. NCBI's taxonomy places the organism in Eukaryota, Metazoa, Arthropoda, Arachnida, Trombidiformes, Tetranychidae. Gene Ontology annotation, biological process: GMP salvage; hypoxanthine metabolic process; guanine salvage. Gene Ontology annotation, cellular component: cytosol.
AAUUUCUUUUUCUGGUAACGAUGCAAGACUUGGUUUUAUUGUCAUCUUUCAUAUUAAAUGGAAUCAACUUUGAUAGCUUUAUCGGAUAACAAGUGUAAGAGAGAGAAAUGUAACAAUUUAGCACGAUAUACACCCAUUUAGAUCAGUCUUCAAUCAGGCCAUUUCGAAACCAUCAUAAUUAGAAGUUAUCAUUUUCCAGCGUCUCAUCUUCUCAUCAAUUUUGAGCAAUCAUUAUUUCAACUCAUUGUUCAAAAUUAGACUUUGAUUCCUUGCCAUGUGAUCCAUUCAUUUUAAUUUUCUCCACAUUAAAAUUACCUUGAGAGGCACUUGCCUAAGUCUAAUCAUGCUUUGAUUGCUUCAAAGAGAGUCUAGUCAGACCUUAUAUGUUUCAAAUCAAACAAAUUGUGAGAGCUUCUGAAAGGAAGAGAAAAUUACUAGUAUUAAAACAAAAGAACAGGUAAACGAAAAAAAGAGUUGGAAAGAGAAGAGAUUAUAGAAAAAGUAUUAGGAAAAAACCAGAGGAAAAACAAGAAAAGAGAGAAAGAGAGAGAAGUAAAAUAUUAGCCAAAUUACCAGCCAAAAGGCUUAUAUCUUGUGACCAAUCAUCAGUUUCAGUUGUUUUCUUCUUACCAAUAAGUUAAUAUUUUUUCAUUGUUUGCUUUAUUCUUGUAUUUCAACCAAAGUGAAAACAUGUCCAGCAUUGCAGAAAAGUGUCCCAUGAUUGUGAUUCCAGAUGAUUUUCCUGGCCAUCCAAUUGAACUUUUUUGUGUUUCUAACAGUAUCAAAGAAGAUUUGGAAAGUGUUUUGAUACCUGGAGGUAUGAUUCAUGAUAGAAUCGAGAUGUUGGCCUGUAACAUUGCUGCUGAUCUUAAAUAUGAGCCAUUCACAGUGCUAUGUGUCCUUAAAGGAGGUUAUCAGUUUUUUGGUGAGCUAUUGGACAAGUUAAGACAACUGUAUCGAUUUACAUCGUUUGCAGAGACCAUCAAGCCAUCUUUAACCAACAUUACCAAUGGAAGUUCUCACAACCACCAUACUGGUAAUUUCGCUCAGCGUAUAGACAUAGAAUUCAUUCGAUUGAAAAGCUAUGUUAAUGAUGGUUCCUCCGGCCAAAUAUCAAUAGUAGGAAUGGAAACAUUGAGAGCACUGAAGGGUAAACGAGUCCUGGUGGUGGAAGAUAUAAUAGAUACUGGGUUGUCCAUGUUCCAUCUCGUUAAACUCCUCAAAGAAGCUGGUGUGGCUGAAUUCCGAGUUGCAUCAUUAUUUGUUAAACGUAAUCCCGUUAAUACUUUCAUUCCUGAUUACGCCGGUUUUGAAUUACCCAACAAGUUUGUGGUCGGUUUUAAUCUUGAUUAUAAUGAGUACUUUCGGGAUCUUAACCAUGUUUGUGUCAUCAGCGAUAAGGGGAAAAAGAAGUACGCAGAAAAAAAGUGAGAUAAUAAAAUUGCCGAGUACCAACAGGUUUCACUGGGAUGAAAACAAUGCAUUAGAAAAAUUCUGUCACCCACUUGUCAGGUACUAUUUUUCACCUUAUCAUGCAAAUAAUUUAAUUAAUGAUACCACAUAAUGAAAGCCAAUUGUGAUGAUGAUGGAUAGCCAACGUCAUUUGUAACAACAUGUAAAGAAAAUCACAAAAAAACAAGUUAAUCAAAUAAGCCUCUCUUGUAAUAUUUUCAAAGAAAAAUAAAACAAAAAAUAAACAUGUUACUUACUUUUUUUGUCUCAAGACACCCAGAGUGGUAACCAUUUUACUUUAAUCACUAUAAAUAUCAAAAAAAAUGUCUAAAUAAUUAAUCCAUUGAAUUUAAUUAAAAGUGAAAUCAAAUU